AUGUCGCUAUUCGCAUCAGGAAGAAAUACUUUGCUCAGGAUGUGCAAUGGUAUAUUUAAUGUCCUCACUAAAUAUAUAGAUCUUGUCCGCCGAUUAUCAAAGACACAGAACACCGUAUUUUGUGGUCGUAUACAGCUUUUUCUUUCCCGCCUUUUUCCUCUCGACGAGAAAUCUGGCCUUAAUCUUAUGAGCAGUUUCAAUACCGAAAAAGAAGUUUCCUAUAAUAGAAAUCCCGACUCUUCCUUAUUCUCUGGACAGCGCUCUACUAACGGUGUCUUGGAUGAUUUAGAAGAGGGCGAGAUGCUUCUGGAUCUCCAACUUAUGGAUAUGAGUUUUAGACGAUAUAUUUUGGUGCAACUUUUAAUCCUCUUUCAAUACCUCACUGCAACUGUAAAGUUCAAAGGACCUCUACAUGUUCUCUCUGAUGGGCAAAUCAAAUGGUUAUCGGAAAAAAGGGCAUUGGUCCGUCAUUUGUUGGCCCCAAAUAUUUCCUUUGAUCAAAAUGAUGUUGAUAUCGCUGAAUCUGCUCUUGGAAACCCUGACGCAAACGAAAUCACAAAGGAGCAAACCAAAGAUGCGGAUCGCGGCAAGGAACGUGAACAAGCAAAUAAAAACGAGCGAGAAGGGAAUAAGGAUAAUAAAGAAAAAGAUCGUAACAGACCUUCUUCUGAAGAUUCAGUAGCAGGUGCUAUUACUCCAAAUAGUCAGAAUGGUUUUUUAGCUUGCCUAGAGCAUGUACUCGACAGAGAAAAUGCUUGGAAUCAAUGGAAAAAUGAUGGCUGUCCAUCGUUUGUACGAUCUCCUGAAAAGUCAUCAUUGGCGCCUAGGUAUGACUAA
Molecule: messenger RNA, 837 nt
Organism: Protopolystoma xenopodis
Lineage: Eukaryota; Metazoa; Platyhelminthes; Monogenea; Polystomatidea; Polystomatidae
Source: the annotation of a GenBank genome assembly